AUAAACAAAGGCACAUUGGCGGCCAGGACCAGUCCGCCCGGCGGCUCGCGCUCGGCUCCGCGGUCCCGCUCGCCUGCCCAGCCGGCCGCCAGCCCAGCCGGCCGCCUGCCCCUGCUCCCUCCCCGCUCGCGCUGCCUCCACUCCCUUCCCCACCCCCCGCGCGCCCACCCCUCCCGGACGCCGGCAGCCGCGCUCCCACUGGGAACUGCACUUGGUCAGAGUUGAAUGAAUGAACAGAGACGCGGGGAACUCCUGAGGAGGAGAUCAGCUGGGCCGAAUCCCCCACUGCUUUUCUAAAAAUCCUGGGAACUUUGUCCUUCUGUGAAUUACGACACUGUCCACCUUUAAUUUCCUCGAAAACGCCUGUAACUCCUCUGAAGCUUCAGUACCUUUAUGGACAACUACAGCACAGGCUACGACGUCAAGCCACCUUGCUUGUACCAAAUGCCCCUCUCCGGACAGCAGUCCUCCAUUAAAGUAGAAGACAUUCCGAUGCACAACUACCAGCAGCACAGCCACCUGCCCCCCCAAUCCGAGGAGAUGAUGCCGCACUCCGGGUCGGUUUACUACAAGCCAUCCUCGCCCCCGACGCCCACCACCCCGGGCUUCCAGGUGCAGCACAGCCCCAUGUGGGACGACCCGGGGUCGCUGCACAACUUCCACCAGAACUACGUGGCCACAACGCACAUGAUCGAACAGAGGAAGACGCCAGUCUCCCGUCUCUCCCUCUUCUCCUUUAAGCAGUCACCCCCUGGCACUCCAGUGUCUAGCUGCCAAAUGCGCUUCGACGGGCCCCUGCACGUCCCCAUGAACCCAGAACCCGCGGGCAGCCACCACGUGGUGGACGGGCAGACCUUUGCCGUGCCCAACCCCAUCCGCAAGCCCGCGUCCAUGGGCUUCCCGGGCCUGCAGAUCGGCCACGCAUCGCAGCUGCUGGACACCCAGGUGCCCUCACCGCCGUCGCGGGGCUCCCCCUCCAACGAGGGGCUGUGCGCGGUGUGCGGCGACAAUGCGGCCUGCCAGCACUACGGCGUGCGCACCUGCGAGGGCUGCAAAGGCUUCUUUAAGCGCACCGUGCAAAAAAAUGCGAAAUACGUGUGUUUAGCAAAUAAAAACUGCCCGGUGGAUAAGCGCCGCCGCAAUCGCUGUCAGUACUGUCGGUUUCAGAAGUGCCUGGCUGUUGGGAUGGUUAAAGAAGUGGUUCGCACUGACAGUUUAAAAGGCCGGAGAGGUCGUUUACCCUCAAAACCGAAGAGCCCACAGGAGCCCUCUCCCCCUUCGCCCCCGGUGAGUCUGAUCAGCGCCCUGGUCAGGGCCCACGUCGACUCGAACCCGGCUAUGACCAGCCUGGACUAUUCCAGGUUCCAGGCGAACCCUGACUAUCAGAUGAGUGGAGAUGACACCCAGCAUAUCCAGCAAUUCUAUGAUCUCCUGACUGGCUCCAUGGAGAUCAUCAGGGGCUGGGCAGAGAAGAUCCCCAGCUUUGCCGACCUGCCCAAAGCCGACCAGGACCUGCUUUUUGAGUCAGCUUUCUUAGAAUUGUUUGUCCUGCGAUUAGCAUACAGGUCCAACCCAGUGGAGGGUAAACUCAUCUUUUGCAAUGGGGUGGUCUUGCACAGGUUGCAAUGCGUGCGUGGCUUUGGGGAAUGGAUUGAUUCCAUUGUUGAAUUCUCCUCCAACUUGCAGAAUAUGAACAUCGACAUUUCUGCCUUCUCCUGUAUUGCUGCCCUGGCUAUGGUCACAGAGCGACAUGGGCUCAAGGAACCCAAGAGAGUUGAAGAACUGCAAAACAAAAUUGUAAAUUGUCUCAAAGACCAUGUGACUUUCAAUAAUGGGGGGUUGAACCGCCCCAACUAUUUGUCCAAACUGUUGGGGAAGCUCCCAGAACUCCGUACCCUUUGCACACAGGGGCUCCAGCGCAUUUUCUACCUGAAAUUGGAAGACUUGGUACCACCGCCAGCAAUAAUUGACAAACUUUUCCUGGACACUUUACCUUUCUAAGCUCUCAUCCCAUGCACUUCAAAAGAACUGGAAGCAAAACUAAAACUGCCCACAGGGGGGGUAGACCCCACAGGUGUCUCAGCUCCAACUGUGUCCCCCUUCUGUAAUCCCCAUCCCAACCCAGCCCAGCCCCUGAUCCCUAAAGAAAACAAACA
Messenger RNA from Ochotona curzoniae (black-lipped pika), 2156 nucleotides. RefSeq names its product nuclear receptor subfamily 4 group A member 2 (gene NR4A2). Gene Ontology annotation, molecular function: nuclear glucocorticoid receptor binding; nuclear receptor activity; zinc ion binding. The coding region runs from base 394 to 2001 and encodes 535 amino acids. The transcript is spliced from 8 exons. Gene Ontology annotation, cellular component: transcription regulator complex; nucleus. Gene Ontology annotation, biological process: cellular response to corticotropin-releasing hormone stimulus; regulation of transcription by RNA polymerase II; dopaminergic neuron differentiation. The record is from RefSeq and is a predicted model, not a curated record. NCBI's taxonomy places the organism in Eukaryota, Metazoa, Chordata, Mammalia, Lagomorpha, Ochotonidae.